GACUGCCGCCAGCGUCACGACGGAUCCAAUCCGGCUAUUGUGCGCUGUCUUCCCCGCGCACGCUUGGUCGCACACGGUUCAGCAGUUUCUGUCUCGUCCUCACUUUUGACACCGUUACCGUAUACAUUUUCCUGGAUGAAAUGGUCUUCCAGGACCUAUUCAAUCCGAUUUCAAGUCUACAAAUGUUACAAACACCGGGCAGGCAUUAUUAAAGUAAGGGCCCUGACUGUCUCCUGUGUGCGCGAGAGGGCACAUGUGCGAAAUUCUUGCUUAACGAUCACUGUUUAAACGUACGACAGUUUCUGUUGAUCCCGUCCAUUCAAGGAGUUCAGCGUGGACUGGCCGUCUGCUGUGAUUUUUAAUGGCUGAUGCCUCAACCUUCAAGGAGCUGACGGUUGUGGCAUACCUCGUCUGUGCGUAAGGCUCUGAAUGGACAGAACUCUGCACCAAAGAUGUCGAUGCAUCUUUUUCCACCAAGUGGCGAUCAAUGGGAGGCAAUAUGACCAUCUGAGUGACACGGAUGAUAUCCCACCAUAACAGCAAGCUGAAGGGGGUCCAACUUCAAGCAAGAUCACUUCAGAGGGAUCCAUGGACUAGAAUUUGGAGUGGAGGAGCGGCCAGAUGGAGAUGUAGUGCCUCUCUAGUGAUUAUGCUUUCCUACAUCUUGUCACGGUGAUACCUCCAUAGUUCUCAAAAGACAUGCAGUAGCAGGAUGGUCACCGAAAGAAAUGGUUAUCUGGUGAUGACAGAUUUUUCAUUUCCUGAACUUUUCAGUAUUCCAGACUGGAAAAAUAAAUCCAAGUUAGGUCAUGAAUGUUGGGGCCAUGAUGCCGCACGAUAGCCGAAGCUUACCGGCUAUCAGCCAGCGUCACGCCAGCACGCUACCGGUACUUAACGGUUCCCGGGGUGUUCUCGACCGGGGAAGCGCCUCUGGGUUUGUCGGUGCUGUGACGAGAUUCACCAGCAGAGAUUUUUCCUACGGGAGAGACAGCGUAGGGAAAUCGAGCAGUAGCAGUGACAGUAGGGUAUCUGACUACUCCGAUCAGACACCCGCACAGGGUGUAUCUCAGUCUUACGCUGGUGGCGAGCUGAGUCAUCAGUACAACCACAAGGCCCAGUUCAACGCCGGAGGUUCAGAACAGUCACAACUCAUGACUCACAACUUCCUACCACGUCUCGUUGACGACCAGGGUCUUCUGAGACCUUCCAACUCUGGCAAGGGGAGGGCUGCGUUCUCCUCCAGAUCGCUGGAAAUCUUACCCAGCCGGGAUCUGAUAUCGGAAGAACUUCGGAUGCGCACCAUCUCCCUGCCAAGCCUGAGAAGUCGUCGUAAACAUGAAUGCAGGGCUAGAGUUGCCCUGUCGGACCGCGAGGAAGACAGUUACACCACCGAAGAUUCCAGCGAAGCGGAGAGCCCCAUUGUUGAAAUUGAUCCCUUCCCGAACGUCGGGGGGGACUCGUAUCCCAGCAACUGGUUACUCCCCGACUUCCUGCCUCCCCACCUCAAACCGUGGACGCCAGGGGUGCGCAAGACCAAACCCAAGCGCAGUCACAGGAACGCGGAGGCAGAAAAGAAGAGGAAGGAGAUGGAGGCUCUGGCGGCCAAAGAACACAAGCGGAAGGCCCAGAGCAAAUCGCGUCAUCCCCGGCGGCGCUCCGUUCGUAAAGACGCUUUCGCCCGGAAGAGUGAGAGUGAAGUGGCAAAACGCUACCCUGUCCGGAAGCAAUUCGUUUACUCGGAGCUCGUGCAAGUCGAGCUGGAAAAACUCACUCCUAAGCGAUUGCCGGGAGGCAAACUCAAACCCAUCUAUAACAGACGGACGCCAGAGGGCGACAUUGACAUCCCUAGAGAGCUCCACAUUUCGCUGGAUAGCUUAUCCCUUAGACCCGGCGAUGAACGAAUCGAUUUCUCAGACUCACCGGCAGCGAUUAACAAAAGACGGAAACAAGAACUGCAAGCUUUGCUCGAAAGGAGAAAGAAAAUACAGCGCCAGAUGGUCCACAAAAAGAAGCGAAAAGUCCACUUUCUCCUUCCGGAAGAAGAGAAGCGCAAACACGAGGUCAGAGAGCAGGUCAACGCUGUAGACAGCUUCAACAACAAGCCUCGGUCUAGAAGUACUUCUCCCGGUCAAAGUUCAAACAGUGGCGUUGAGGAGGUUGCAAAGGAAGGUGAUGAUCAAAUGGAUGAUGGGCAAGCAAAUUCACCCGGCCAGUCAGGAAAUCGCAAUCCCGGUGACGUCAUAACAGACGCAAUUUAUAUCGAACAACGCGAGUACAGAAAAGAUCGAACUAGUAACUGGGUGGCCAAUCAUAUCACCCAGAAUUUGCCCCAAACUCUUGACAAUCAGGCUAGUAAAAAUGACAAUAACAGCAUCCAUGCAAAUCAGAAUUCACUUGCACCAGAUCCCGAAAAGGUCAGUGAGCCCAGCCAAAGUCAGUCAAAUUAUGCUGCAAACAGCAGUUCAACCUUGCCUCCCGACCCAUACAUCUCCAGAGAGAGUGCCUACGACUCGGACGUCAACUCUAACCGACAGAUGAAGGGAACACCUCCCAGCAACAAUCGAAGCACAUCGGCAGGGAAACGCAAGCUUCUCUCAGUGGACGACAACGUAGCACAGGCCGCUCAACUCAACCCUCUGCCAGGAAUACAGCCCGACUCACCUCUCUCUCGGGACGACGGUGUCUUUGUGGAUACUCAGCCCUCUGCGGAUUCUGGUACGGUGCGAGAAAUCAAGUUCCUCUCGGAGCGACUUCCGAGUAUCAUUAUAUCAGACACGUGACCCCAUCAAAGGGCACAUAUAAGACCGGUAACGGUGUACUGAGGACAUUCAGAAUGACUUCUAUUCUGUUAGAAAUAAAUAUUGACGCUUAAUAAAAACAAACCUGCCAUUCCAUCUGCCUGUAUUUCGUCCUGCUCAAAGAAAUUAACAUGUCAUGCAAAUAAUGUUUCCAAAGAAAGAGAUUGAAACAUCGUUCAAAUAUAGACCUAGAGUUCUUUAGACCUCAAACCUACUACAUCUAUACACUUUUCUCAAGCUAUUGUUUACGAAUUUUAGAAAGCUUUUAUUUUUGAGUAUUAAAGUGUAAAUUGUCGAUCCUGAUAUUUUUGUCUCAAAUCAUAUGAUAAUAUUUUUGAGUAUUUGUGUUGGGGAUCUUGGCAUUACGUUUCAAUUUAGAUAACGAGAAGUUAGACGUUUCAAUUUAGAUAACAAGCAGAUAGGAAGUAAAGAUUUGCAUAAAGCUGGAAGUUUCUGUUAAUCUGUGUCCAAAUUCACAACAAUAUAGCUUCAGCACGUCAUUUUUUGAAUAGUACUUCGGUUUGUGCAAGAAAUGGGCGCCAGCAAUGCUUCAUUGUAGUAUUUUCUUCAUUUGAAACAAGGAUUAUCUUCAUCUAUAUCACUGUAAGCAGAGAAGAAGUCACAAGUUAUGACGCAUAGCUGGACAUUGAGUGAUUUGCGCAGUGUUGUAUUGGAGUCCAUCAGAAGUCCCUGCAAGUCCCUCACUCUUAAUAAGCCAGUUCACAAGCUAUUCACGUGAAUUGUGACAAAAGCUUUCUUUUGUCAUUGUUCACCCUGUUAAUUAUUGCUUGCCUAGUGAAGGGACUUGUGACUUAACUCCAACACCAGAGUUGCAACAGCUUCAGAUUUUGGAAACAAACUGGCUGGUCGUUAUGAGUGCCUACAGAGAGCGUGGCUAUUGUAUACCAACUAUUCCUGCGAAAUGGUGCGUACACCUGCCACUUUGUUUAUAACAAUGGUGGUCGUGUGUCGCAGUUCUGUCCAUUCACGGCUUUGCAUGGAUUGACAGAGCCAACGGCAUUUCAUUUGGGUGUUAUGAAUUGUUAAUUGAUAUCAGUGUUGAUUUUUUUCCCUUCAUAUGUGCCUUUUGCGUCAGAAAGUAAAAACAUGUUUAAAGAAUUAUAAAUUUCCAACAAUUCUGUUUGACAAUGUUACUUUAUUUUUCAAACACCCCUCUGGCCAAUUUAUAGUAUGGUCCUGUCGCGAGUAGUCAUGAAGAAUCGCCUUCUGUUUGCAUAAUAGUACUACGCAGACAGGCUCAGGCGUUGUACUACUUUAGUGAGAUGACGGAGAACGAACUGAGCCAGUGGCGAGGGACAUUUCGAAGUCAUAGGGGUCUGAUGCGUUGCGCUCUCACGUCGAGCUUUGAACCGACCUUUACUAUUGAAACUUGAAACGUGUUAAUUAAAUACUUCUUUCUAAUCAGUGUGCCAUAACUAUGAUGUAUGAGGUAUUUGAAAAUCAAUAAUAAAAUAAUUUGUUGAUUGUCCAAAUUAGCUCUCCGAUGUUUUUGGAAGUUCCUGGGGGAACUGGUUUUCUAACUUCAAAAUGCCCAAGGUAGCUGAUAUUGACUCUCCACCCGAAAAAAUUACCCUACAUGUAUUAAUAGUAACAACCCUUAGCCGUUUUUUUUUCAGUCUGCUUUGAGUAACGAAAAACAUCGGAGAGACUUCCUCCUUUAAUGUAAAAAUUCCCCCACCACCGAUAAGUUCAUUGUUCUAUACCUCAGGAAUAAUGUGGCAAAUAAAACAAUCCACCCUAAACUUCGAA
Messenger RNA from Acanthaster planci (crown-of-thorns starfish), 4568 nucleotides. RefSeq lists its product as uncharacterized. NCBI's taxonomy places the organism in Eukaryota, Metazoa, Echinodermata, Asteroidea, Valvatida, Acanthasteridae. The record is from RefSeq and is a predicted model, not a curated record.